Molecule: messenger RNA, 1043 nt
Organism: Prosopis cineraria
Lineage: Eukaryota; Viridiplantae; Streptophyta; Magnoliopsida; Fabales; Fabaceae
Product: cold-regulated protein 27
Exons: 5
Coding region: 126-836 (236 amino acids)
Biological process (GO): response to cold; regulation of circadian rhythm
Source: RefSeq, a predicted model, not a curated record
UGGUCCCACGACACGUGUAAAAGUGCUGACAACUGUAACCUCCUUUUUUUCCCCCAGCACCGCCUCUCCCACCUCCUCCAACUGCAUCGCCUUCCCCUUCCCCCUUCACUCUCUUCUCCUUCCCAAUGAGGAGCACCUCACACAGAGCAACUCGGACGAUUCCACCCGCCCUCCGGUGCGAUUCCACCGACUUUACGCCUUUUCCACCUGACCUGAUGCAGGGCACAACAGAGGCAGAACCUCUGUCAAUGGCAGUGGAGUGGACAAAUGAGAAACAUAGUCUGUAUCUGAAGUCCAUGGAAGCAUCGUUUGUGAACCAGUUAUAUGAUUCCAAGCGAAUUCUUGGUUGGAGAUAUCAUGAAGGCACUUCCUUCCCCUCUACUGCCUCUUCUGGCCAGUUCAAGGUGCUUCGAGGUGGUAGUUGGCACAACAUCAACUUUAAAAGAGAAAAUCCUCAGAUAAAUAGAGCUAAUGAAUGCCAUGAUUUAAAUGAAAAUCCUUGGAUUCAGCACUUCAGAUCUUCAAGCAAACAAGGAAGUGUAACAUCUCCUGUGGUUGAAGAAACUGCUACUUCUAAAAUGGAAGCUGCCGGUUUAGGCCAGAGGAGAGGAAUUGUCACUGGAUUACCUACGAGUUCAGGGCACAUUCACCUCUGCAAGUCUCGCUCAUCUCAGCAAGAUGCGUUAUGCGAUGAUACAGAGAUGUCAGAUCAGAACUUCGUUGAUGAAGAAGUGGAAGGCGAAAAGGAAAGCGAGAGAAGCAGUAACGUCAAAAGGCUGAAACCUCUGGAAUCUCAUACUAAAUACAAUGACCAGAUGGUGCCUCUGAGCAAGUAGUGUACCAGUGAAGAUGUAACACAACAACUACUGUGUUUCUGCAGCUCAGAGUUUAGCAUCACUUCACUCGCGGGGUGGCAGCUGAAAUAGGGCCCGGCUUAAUUUGAACAUCAAACAUGCCGCCGAUUUUUGGAUUUUGUUAUUGUAACAUAUAUAUGUUGUUGCAAUUCUCACGCUAAUAAUAGUCAUUGCUGGGAUCAUCUGUCA